GGGACGCUCGUAGAAAGCCUGACACGCUAGCUCCAGCAGAGUAGCUGCUAGGCAAUUACAGAGGCGACGUACCGAGAGAGGGUGGCCACCGAAACUAAUCAAAACAGGCCGUCCGGCACCUGAACCAUCAAUCGAUUUUUAUAAGUGAAGCCGAUCAAUCAGCCGGCGGGUUAACCUUCGGUGAAACGCGGAAGAAUCAUUCAACGUCAGCGGUGUUUGUGACUUAUUAUCGGUGACAACAUGGCUGAAUGUAACGUUAGCAUCGACAAGAAUAAACUACCUGGAGUGAAAGAGGUGUGCAGAGACUUUGCUGUGCUGGAGGACCACUGCCUGGCCUACAACCUCCAGGAGCAAGAAAUUGAAAGCCACUUGGCGUCCAACGUCAACAAGAGCCGUCUGGUGCAGAAGGACCUGCUGGUGGCCAAGAAGCUGCAGGAGGAAGAGGAUCAGAGGGCCAAGGGCGAGACCAAGAAACAGCAUGUUGACACUGAACGUCAAGACAUUGAGAUCGCCCAGGAGAUUCAGGAUCAACUGGUCCGACAGGCAGAGCAACAGCGGCUGCAGGAAGAGAAGGAUGCGGCCAUAGCUCGUAAACUGCAGGAGAAGGAGAUGAAAGAGGAAAGGAAGAGACAGAAGCAGCUGGAAGCUAACUUUGAGGAGGAAUACUUUGAGGAUCACGGAGCCGCAAGAAGGCCCCUAGACUUGGACAAACGCACCCCUCACAAAUCAUCCUCCCCAGGCCGACAUGAUGCGUACGCUCCACUGAGCCCACGUCAUGAUUACUCCCCAGAUUAUAGCUCAAUAGAGCCCAAAAGGAGCAGGUACCCAAAGCAGGACCUAGCUGCACCCAACAGCCGCUCCACAUAUCCUGAGCACUACCUAGCUGCAGAAGGAGGGCGAAGCAGGCAUGCAGACCCGUACCCAGAACACCUGUUGCCCGCUAGAGGCAAGCAUGGAGACAGAUACCUAGAUAGUGAGCCCACAGAGUAUGGCAAAGCAAGGGGCGCUGGGUGGGAGGACACAGACAGAGCGGUGAGGAGGAAGGACAGACCGGCCAGACCACCUCCACCACAGAGCCCCAUAGAGAGAGACAAGGCCUGGGAUAGAAAACAUGACCGAGACAGGGGCAGAGACCUGGAGAAGGAGAGGCAUAUGGAAAAGGAGCAGAGGAGACAUGUGGAGCACGACCCACGGGGGGCGAGAACAAGAGAAAGAGACGGGGAAAGAUCCAGAGAUGGAGGACUGAGUGGGGACAGACAGAGAGAGAAAGACAGGCAGAAACAGAAAGACAAAGACAGACAGCGAGCGAGAACCAGGAGCAGGGAGCGAGGACUUGAGGAGGAGCCGGGGCACAGCAGGGACCGGCCGAGGGAGGGCAGGGCUUCUUGGGAGGAGCAAGGGGGUGAUGGUGAGAGGGAAGGGAGGGACCGGGGCCGGCAACGGGUCCACUCCGGCCCAGAAGAUGUGUUUGACGAGCUGGAGGAGCAGGGCGGGGGUCAUUCUCACCCCAACGGAGAGACAGGUCGUAUUGUGCACCGAGUGAGUGGAGCAGUAAUAUCAGAAACUGCGUAUGGAGUCAGCGAGGCCACCAAGGGUUUGACAAAGCUUGAUAUCCGUGAGCAGGAGCUGAAGGACAUGGAGGUGGCCAGGAAACUGCAAGAGGAGGAAAUCAAGGCCAGCAAGAUGCAUGUGCGUACAGCGCAAGUGGCUCAGGAUGAGGAAAUCGCCCGACUGUUGAUGGAACAAGAGAAGAAGGAGUACAGGAAGAAUCGAGAGCGGGACAACGAGAGAGAGCGGGAGAAAGAGAAGGAGAGGCUGGCCUUGGAGAAGAUGCCAAUGGAGAGGAGGCGGCCAGAGGGAGACUACCGGCCAAACUCGGAGGAAGUGGUCCGGCCCAGAACACGAGACGAGUAUGAACACCAGAGGCAGAGGAACCACAACAAGCCUGCCAGACCUCCUCAGCCGCGAGAACACGACUAUGAGAAUGUGAACUCUGGCUACGGUUACUCGGACCACCCCCCCCCUCGCGCCCCCACCCGACCUGAUGCUGCUUGCAAAGGUGCCUAUUACAGGCGGUGACUCAGGCUCUCUACCGACAUGCUGUCAGUCCUCCUUCAUCCUCUUAUUUUUUUUUAUUUAUCUCUUUGUUUUCAACCAUUCGCAC
Anoplopoma fimbria (sablefish) is the source of this 2164-nucleotide messenger RNA. RefSeq names its product coiled-coil domain containing 50a (gene ccdc50a). The record is from RefSeq and is a predicted model, not a curated record. NCBI's taxonomy places the organism in Eukaryota, Metazoa, Chordata, Actinopteri, Perciformes, Anoplopomatidae. Gene Ontology annotation, molecular function: ubiquitin protein ligase binding. Gene Ontology annotation, cellular component: cytoplasm.